This is a messenger RNA of Charadrius vociferus (killdeer), 1183 nucleotides long. It is a transcript of the gene MTFR1L, whose product is annotated as mitochondrial fission regulator 1-like. The record is from RefSeq and is a predicted model, not a curated record. Gene Ontology annotation, biological process: mitochondrial fission; aerobic respiration. The coding region runs from base 1 to 885 and encodes 294 amino acids. The transcript is spliced from 6 exons. Lineage: Eukaryota; Metazoa; Chordata; Aves; Charadriiformes; Charadriidae. Gene Ontology annotation, cellular component: mitochondrion.
AUGGCCUUGGAUCCAGCAGCGCUUUUGGCUGCAGAAAGUACAAUCCCCAUAUGGCAGAACAAACCCCAUGGCUCAGCACGCAGUGUUGUCAGGAGGAUCGGAUCAAACCUCCCUUUAAAACCCUGUCCCAGAGCAACCUUUGAGGUUCUACCAAAUGUUUCAGAUCUCUAUUUAAAUGACGUCCCUCCAGUCCCCACCUUGGCAGACAUUGUGUGGAUAGCAGCAGAUGAUGAAGAAACAUAUGCCAGAGUCAGAAGUGACACUCGCCCGCUGAAGCACAAGUGGAAGCCGAGUCCCUUCACUGUUAUACAGCGAAACGCUUCAGUUCCCAACCUGAGGAAGCAGGAGGAGAAGCUGCUCGCCUUGAAGAAACCUGGUUUACCAGCACUGAGCCGAACAACAGAGCUCCAGGAUGAGCUGAGUCACCUUCGGAGUCAGAUAGCUAAAAUAGUCGCUGCAGAGUCAGCUUCUGCUUCAUUAACACCAGAUUUACUAUCUCCAGGAAGUUCAAAUGCAUCUUCUCCUUUACCUUGUUUUGGACCCUCUUUCCAAUCUACAACUUCCUUUGUCAUUAGCGAUAUCACAGAGGAGGAGGCAGAACUCGAAAGCCCCGACCUCCCGUCGGUCUCCAUGCUUUGUUCUACAACCUCCGAGUGUUGUAAACCAGAACCAAAGGAUCCUGACGAGGAAGAUUCCGUGUCUCUUUCAAAGGCCAGCAGUUUUGCAGACAUGAUGGGCAUUCUUAAAGACAUUCAUAGGAUGAAGCAGAGCAAAGACUUAAACCGAAGUUCAGUGAAGGAGGAAGACCCCGCUGUUCUUAUCGCAGAAGUUCUGAGAAGAAAAUUUGCCCUAAAGGAUGAAGAUCUGUCCAUGAAGGAGAAAUGAUGUUACUGUCAUUAAACUCUGUAAGCAAAAGUGUUAUGCUCCCAAAAUUUUCUCCACAGUAGCUGCCUUCCUAAGGAUUGAGCCUUUUGCCUCUUUUAAUUAGAAAUGGUUUCUGCACCGGACACUUACUUAGGAAAGACCCUAUGGAUUUGGUGUGUUUUCCAUGUAUUGUUAUAUUUAAGAAAAAACUUUUUAAGAAGAUGGAAAUUCUUUUCCACCUGUAUUUUGAUGUUGAUUAUUGAUAAGGAUCUUCUGAAGAGUGCAAUGAGUGUUGCUGGAUGACGUUCUUUCUACCUAC